This is a messenger RNA of Mesorhabditis belari, 813 nucleotides long. The record is from the annotation of a GenBank genome assembly. NCBI's taxonomy places the organism in Eukaryota, Metazoa, Nematoda, Chromadorea, Rhabditida, Rhabditidae.
AUGGUAACCGGUCAAAUCAUUCAUCGAUCGCUCAUCAUUUACAAAAUCAUCAAGCCCGAGAACACAAUCACGACGGCUUUUGCGAUUUUCUUCAUCACUUUUUGCGUGUUGAUCAUUUGGAUCAUUCUCUUUGUGAUGGCCAGUAUUACGACGACGAUGUGCUUUGAUCGAUCAGCGGGUGAUGGAAAUAAUACGUUGGUAGACCCAAAUGAUCCAAGAUGUCGAGAUUUUCGGUACAAAUUGAUGAAUAUUUAUGACUUCAACAUCGCCACUUUUGUCGCGAUUCCGUUUGAAAUUUACAACUACGACGAGCAAAAGCUGCAGCUCAGCUUGUACGCGGUGAUGCUUUUCGGCUUUUUGUGUUUUCUGCUUAUCGCCUCGAUUUGCACGGUGAUCGUUUGCUCGACGCUGAUCAUUAGAAAGAUCAAAUCCUCGUCCUUUCAUCUCAGCCAAAAGAAUAUGCACGCAGAAAUGCUGAGGACUCUCCUGGGACAGAAUAUGCACGCAGAAAUGCUGAGGACUCUCCUGGGACAGGCUUUAUCUCCGAUUCUUCUCCUUCAAUUACCCCUUUUAAUCUCAGUCAUUGCAAUUGGAGUUGAGGGUGAUUUAUGGUGGCUUUUCUUCACCAUGUAUUUCACUCUUGCCUGGUUCCCGACUAUACAGCCUAUGAUCUUGAUUCUGGGUGUCGCCUCGUAUCGGAAGCGUUUCUUCAAAAUCCUCGAAUCAAUUCGCGGCUCUUUCAAGUGUCAAUUGGCCAUUAUUCGUCCCAAAAUCAGAGAGGAAACUAUUUCUUCAGCGUCUACCAUGAGAUUU